Molecule: messenger RNA, 1626 nt
Organism: Danaus chrysippus (African queen)
Lineage: Eukaryota; Metazoa; Arthropoda; Insecta; Lepidoptera; Nymphalidae
Source: the annotation of a GenBank genome assembly
AUGGCAAAGCCUUUACAAAAAGAAAGGGAAAACAGAUCAGCUGAAAAGAAAGAUUUAUCUUUUCACCCGUACAAUAUAACACCAGAGAGUGCUCAUACGUCUAUAUUGCUUCUUGAAUCUGCUGAGUCCGAAAUACUUUGUCAGACUCUUCGGGCAAUUACAAAAUUUGCAGCUCAAGAAAUGCAAAACCGCUAUGUGCUUUUUAAUCUUAAUGCGAUAAAAUACAUUCUGCCACACGUCGAACAUUCUGAAUUAAACAUAAGACGUUUUGCUUUAAAAGCUUUGGCUCAGCUAUGUCAGCUGCCACGAGGACCGGAACAAGUACUAGAUAACUCACAGAAUUUAAGAAAAAUUGCCUUUAUGUUGGUUAAAGUUGAAGAUGUAUUUGUUUUGGAAUUUGCGUCGCUCGUGUUAUCGGAAUUGACAAGAGAGCCUCUUGGCUGUGAGCAGUUGGUGUCAGCUAACAUUCUAAAUAGUUUGUGUAACCGAAUGAAGAACAGUCUAGAUCCUGACGUCCAAAAGAAUUGCUUACAGACGUUAAGCAACUUGCUCGAAGACCCAAUUUGUGCGUCAGAAGUAACCAAGAACCAACAAUUCAGCUGGCCUUCACUGCUGGCUCUCAUGCAAAGUAAAUACCUGGCAAUCCAACACGCGGCGCUCAAAACUGUCGAUCAAUUAAUAUGCAGGUAUAAAGAUCAAAAUGUACAAAAGACAUUUCGUGCUUCAACCGGAGUUUUGGAUCUUUGCGAUAUUUUAGAGUCGUACGAGUUCCGAGACGUGCACACGCAAGUGCUGGGUGUGUUGAGGAAUUAUGUGGAGACGGAGGAGAACGCGUCUCAUCUGUAUCAGUCGGGAUGUAUCUUAAGACUACUGGCCUACCUCGAGAUGGCGCUGCCAGCGAUGAAGCCACACUGCCUCGCUGUACUCACUAAGAUGUCUUUCACGGCCAAUGGACGCGAUGCUUUGUUCCAAACAGGCACAGACUUAGUGUUCUGCCAUCAACUCUUGAGCUCUAAUAGCGAACUGCUAGCUGAUGCCGCUAUGGGUGUAGCCAAUAUGACCAAACUUCUACCAGCGGCCGUUCGCAUGUCUGAUACUAAUAUUAUUGAAGCACUUUGUGCAAUCUUAGGUGAUGACGCUGCUGUGUGGUUUUAUAUACGAAUCAACGCGUUACGAGCGUUGGCUGAACUCUGUCUUAUAAUACCCAAAGCUGCUUUUAGCGUCAUUGAACCGAAAACGUUUGCAGCUUUGAGAAACAUUAAUAAAAAAUUCAAGGAUACGCCAAUAGAAGCUCAGCGUCUGGCCGUCCAAUGCUACCUCAACCUACAGAGUUACCACGUCAGCACUAAAGCCAUGCUCAAUGGUGACUUUAUGGCGGAACUCUUGAAUAUAUUGCAACGUAUCGACAUUAGACUCAAAAUUAUGACUUGCGGAGUUUUAAGCGGUCUUAUGAAUGAAGAUGAUAUAGCAAAGGAUUUGUUUACUGCUAAGCAGGGAGAACAGGUGGUUUCGGAAAACUUACACGUGGAACACAUAGGGUUGAGAACUGCUCUCUGUCAGUUGAUAUGUGCCAGCGUGACAGAGGACGGGGCUGAUGCUUAUCUGGAACUUGGGACUCUGCAUUAG